Messenger RNA from Thalassophryne amazonica, 984 nucleotides. RefSeq names its product odorant receptor 131-2-like. Lineage: Eukaryota; Metazoa; Chordata; Actinopteri; Batrachoidiformes; Batrachoididae. Gene Ontology annotation, cellular component: membrane. Bases 1 to 984 code for a protein of 327 amino acids. Gene Ontology annotation, molecular function: G protein-coupled receptor activity. The record is from RefSeq and is a predicted model, not a curated record. Gene Ontology annotation, biological process: G protein-coupled receptor signaling pathway. The transcript has a single exon.
AUGCUGAACAUCAGCGCUGCGCUGCAGGAGCGGGGCGAACUGGAGCGUGUGCUCUUCAUCACGCUGCUCUCGCUGCCCUGCUCUCUGUUCCUGCUGGUUAACGGCGUCCUGUUGUUCACUCUGACCAGUAAAGUGGUGUUUCGUGAGACCCCCCGUUACGUGCUCCUCUAUAACCUGCUGCUCGCGGACACGGUGCACCUGGUGCAUGCUCAGCUGAUGUACGUGCUGGCCACCUGUCGCGUCAUGCUGACGUUCCCCGUGUGCGGCGUCCUCGUCACCUUGGCCAGCCUCGUUAAUGAAAUCUGUCCGCUCACGCUGGUGCUGAUGUCUGUGGAGCGCUACGUGGCCGUGUGUUUCCCGCUCAGACACGCCAGCCUCGUCACGCUCACCAACACGGGGGCGAGUAUCUGCGCGGUGUGGGCGCUGAGUUUUCUCCACGUGGCCAUGAGACUCGUUUUUAUGUUCGAUUUUCCGUUUGAAGCUCUGGACAGUCUGCAGAUGGACAUGAUUUGCUCGUCCGAGAACAUGAUGAUUGGAUCUUUGUCUGAUCAGUAUAACAAAGUUUACUCGUACAUGGUGAUGACGGUGGCCGCGGUGGUCAUCGGCUGCUCUUACGUGGGCGUGGUGCUGGCAGCCAGAUCAGCCUCCGCAGACAAAGCUUCAGCCCUAAAGGCUCGAAAGACGCUGCUGCUUCAUCUGGUCCAGCUGUGCCUCAGUCUCUGCUCCAUGCUCUACUCCUUCACCACCAAACUGCUCGCCAGCAUCAUCCUGGACAGGGCCACACUUUCGCGGAUCAAAACGAGUCUGUACGUGUGCAUUCAGCUGCUGCCCAGGUGUCUGAGCGCGCUGAUCUAUGGCCUCAGAGACUCGAGGAUCAGACCCAUCCUCUUGUUCUACCUCUGCUGUGGCCUCAAACUCCGAGUCGUCACGGCCGAGCCUCUGACACCAAACCCUGUCUGUCAUUCGGGGAUUUUACUGUCAUGA